Daldinia decipiens is the source of this 3043-nucleotide messenger RNA. Its product is annotated as Rap30/74 interaction domain-containing protein. The record is from RefSeq and is a predicted model, not a curated record. Gene Ontology annotation, biological process: transcription initiation at RNA polymerase II promoter; positive regulation of transcription elongation by RNA polymerase II. The coding region runs from base 580 to 2691 and encodes 703 amino acids. The transcript is spliced from 2 exons. Gene Ontology annotation, molecular function: TFIIF-class transcription factor complex binding; DNA binding; RNA polymerase II general transcription initiation factor activity. Gene Ontology annotation, cellular component: nucleus; transcription factor TFIIF complex. Lineage: Eukaryota; Fungi; Ascomycota; Sordariomycetes; Xylariales; Hypoxylaceae.
CUAAAAUUGCCUGCGUUCGAAUGACAAAACAAAGCUACGUACCUCCGAAAAAAAAAAUUCAGGUAGGUACAUCCAUACCGUUGCUGCCUUGGUACAUGUUAUAUGUACCUAAGGCAACUGGCAGGCUCUACCGAAUUGGAUCCACGGCUGAUUCUGACUUGACUGUACAUCUUCAACUUCCUCUAUCCUGUCUAUUCACUACAUAUUCCCUUCAUCUUAUCCAUCCUCCAUUCACUUGGCAUUUUCUCCUGCCACCUUGCAGCUUGUCUUUUUUGAAAACAUAUUCAUCUUGCAACCCUGACUAGAAGUUGCGCACUUUUCUGGAAUAAUAUUUUCCAUCUUUAUUUUUCCUUUACAUUUGAUACGGGCGCGACAUUCGAUUCGUCUGUCAAUAUCUUGAUCCAAAUCAGCCUUCGUCUCUCGACCAUCUCAUCGUCUUCCAGUACAUUCCUCGAUUCACCGAUGCUUGUUUAUGAAGCAUAGCGCAAUAAUUCACGACUUACGACGUCUUCGAUAUUUGUCGAAGCCCGCUAGUUAGAGGGUGCUGACUUCUGACUUCUGACUUCUGACAUCGCCACUAUGAGUGCAACACCCUCGCCCUCUGGUGGCCCCAACGGCCAGAAACCAACACCUCCUCCUGGCGCGCCACCGCUGCGAAGGCCACGAAAUACUGCGAAUCCCCUCGUUCCAAGAAAGAAGCCCACAACCCGACCACCCCCUUCGACCCUUGCUAGAGGUUCUACACCAAAUGCUGCACCGCGACCUGUCGGUAAGCCGCAGCAAUUCCAAGCCCAGGGCAAGCCGGGGCAACUGAACUUCGAUGUAUUGCGUACACAGAAUGGCGGAUGGUCUCAGCCUACCCCCCCUGGCGCCCAAGAUUACCCUCUUUAUGUCACAAAGAAGUCUCUGAAGGAAGGAUUACGCUUCCAUGUUAUGCGAUUCGCCCCGCAUGGCGGCAAACUCGCAAAGCCUAAUGGUCCUGGAGUUGACCCUACUAAUCAGGAUGAGUUUACUCGCCCUGUUACGUUGCACCGACGCGAUCCCAGACAACCGCCGCCCGGUCGCGAAGUGAAAGAGGAGGCUCCUAUCGAGGAGGACACGGUCGAUACUGCUGAAGCUGAAAGACUUGCGCAGGUGAAAGCAGAGAGGGAAGCACAACGCGCAGCUGAUAAUGCCCAGAAGGCGCCGGUUGUUAAGGAUGCAAACCCGAAGGCUAAGCAGCAGAAAGAACAGAAAAAGCCUGGCCUACAAAUUCACUACGCACCCCGUACCGAAGAGCAGAAAAAGCAAGCCGAAAUUCGAUAUGAGGAGGCGCUGCCAUGGCACUUGGAGGAUGCCGAUGGAAAGAAUGUUUGGGUUGGCCAGUAUGAAGCACCUUUGUCUGACUGCAAAGUCGCUUUCAAGAUUCACAACGGGGGAUUUCGCAUGAUACCUCUGGAAAAAUGGUACAAGUUUCAGUCAAAACGUGGAUCAUUCAAAAUAAUGUCCAUUGAGGAAGCGGAGAAGGCCAUGAACAAGAAGGUCGCCCUUGGUCGUUGGGCGGUAAGAGAUACUCAGCGUCAAGAAGCAGAGAGGGCUAUGGCAGAGUCUCGAGCUAUUGUUAACGGCCGCGUGGCUGUUAAACAAGAAAGCGGUACAUUCAAGCAAGCUUCACGCCAGGAGAAAAUGGACCAUGAUGACAUUGACGUUUCGGGAGACGAGUUCCAGGAUGAUGAUGAGACUGCUGGAUACGAACCUGACCGAGACGAGGACACCAAGCAUGCCAAUAGUCGAAUCCGCCGCGACCAGCUCAAUGCCAAUCUUUUCGGUGACGCAGACGAGGUCAAGGUCGAGAAAGAAGAAGACGAGGAGAAGAAGGAAGAGCUGGAGCGAAAGCUCUUUGGGAAAUCCCUUAAGAAGGCUUUAAAGCGACGUGAUAAACAAUUCCAGUACGAUAGCGACUCCUCUAAAGAGAGGGACCCCUUUGCUUCCUCAGACGACGAGUCAGAUUCCGAUUCUGAAAACGAGAAGGAUGAUGAAGAUAAGAAAGCCGAGAAGGAUAAAGACAAAGAUGCUGGAGUGUCAUCUAAGGGAACUAAUACCCCCCAAGGGAAAAAGGCAGCUGCCGAGGCAGCAAAGAAGGGCAAGUCUCUCAAGCGAGCCGGGUCUCCAUUGGGUUCGGAUUCUAGUGGCACUGAAUCUACCCGGAAGAAGAAGAAGACUACACAUGAUAGUCGCGGAAAUACCCCAUUACCCCGCCGCGGGAAGCCUGGUGCCGGCUCUACUAGCGAUGGUGAAGGCACGGCUGGUGAGAUGUCGGACGGUGCAGGAGGCAAGAAGAAGCGGCUUGGCCCGUCAGCUGCAGGUGGGAAACACAGCGCAAAAGGCACCCCCGCGGGAUCCCGAGCCGGCAGUCCCGCCCCGGCCCAAGGAGCUGCCACCAAAGGGUCAUCAGGUGGUACUCGAGCUGGUUCUCCCAGUGCUCCUGCUCAGAGCUCGACAUCGGGAGGAAUCGCAGACCCUAUCACUGCCCAGGAGAUUAUCGAUGCCCUACCACCGCUCCCUCAAGGUAUUACUAUUGUCCUACUCCUGAAGAAAUUCCAGGAUCGUCUAGAUAAACCUGGGUUUAUGCAGAGGAAAGACUGGCUUAAGUUGGUGAAAGAGAAUGCCAACUUCAACACAGCCGAGAAACUACUUCGCCGGAAGGCUUAGAUCGCUCCCCGGGAUGGGGUAAUCUUAUCCUACAGUUCAUCUGCGGGAAGUGUUAUACUGAACAGGAUUACAUUUUAUGGUUUUUGCGGCCCCCAAAUCGUUACCCUAAAUCUGUAGAGCUUGAAGGGAUGCGUUGCGUUAGAUGCAGCAUCAUGCCGAUAGUGAAUGAGAGGUCGGAGGGGGUUUAUCUCCGCUGCUGGAGACAGGAUCGUUAUGGAAAGGGAGUGGGUUAGAUAGUAUGCCCCCUAGAUUUCCUGCAAAUAUGCCUUAGGGUCUCAUAUCAUUUCAUUUCUGCACAAGGGCUGGCAUGCCGACAAAAAUGGACUACAGGCCAAUCCGUAGAGAUUAUGCU